Molecule: messenger RNA, 666 nt
Organism: Suillus bovinus
Lineage: Eukaryota; Fungi; Basidiomycota; Agaricomycetes; Boletales; Suillaceae
Product: PIG-X
Exons: 2
Coding region: 1-666 (221 amino acids)
Biological process (GO): GPI anchor biosynthetic process
Cellular component (GO): endoplasmic reticulum membrane
Source: RefSeq, a predicted model, not a curated record
AUGAUCUCAAGCACGUGCUCCACGCGAAUCUUUACUACGACUAUGCAAGCAAAAGGUUUCCAUUCAACGCUCUCAACUAAGAUUCCUCUACGUACACGACAUGAACAUGUGGCAUGCGACUUGUUUGUCCUCUAUGAACUUCCAGCCGAUAUUAUCGUUGACCCGUUUGAGCUCAAUGACCAUGGACUCUGCUUCCAGUUUGUGGGGAAUACGAAUCUGGAGCUACCAAUGUCGGGGGUAGCAGAUGAAUCAGGUUGGCUGCUGGUCGCUGUCAAGCCGGAGGCAGACUUGGUCAUGGUGGAUGUGCCUCUCCAUGUUAGGUACGGUGUGCCACACGAGGGCCAUAGCCCUCGUCACAUCAUCCAGCUACCUCCUCCAACUUGUUUCUGGGCUUGUCCUUCCUCAAACAAAUCGUUCCCCAACGCGCUCCCAUCUCAGUCUCCCAAAUUUCACUUGCUUAAUUCAUCUGCUCAGUUCGAAAUCCUUCGUCGCGGUUACGCAACUUCAUUGCCUUUCUCAUUCGACAUUCCUGUUGGCAACAUCAAUCACACUCUCUAUAUCGAGUUAUGUACCGUGACUGUGACCCUCCUUGCUUUCGUGUACAUUAUCCGGCAGUGUUGGACAAUCUCCAAAACCCUCUAUUCUGUGCACCUCAAGAUGCAAUAG